Cebus imitator (Panamanian white-faced capuchin) is the source of this 12234-nucleotide messenger RNA. It is a transcript of the gene DMXL1, whose product is annotated as Dmx like 1. Lineage: Eukaryota; Metazoa; Chordata; Mammalia; Primates; Cebidae. Gene Ontology annotation, cellular component: RAVE complex. Bases 546 to 9137 code for a protein of 2863 amino acids. Gene Ontology annotation, molecular function: protein binding. Gene Ontology annotation, biological process: vacuolar acidification. The record is from RefSeq and is a predicted model, not a curated record. The transcript has 40 exons.
CCUUUACCACACUACCAGCUUCGCCAAGCGAAGUCUCGCGAUAUUUCCGCCUAAGGGCUCCAGUAGACGCGUAGUGAGCGGCAGAGGACUGUGGGGGUGGCGGGCACCGGAGCCGGGAAGGGGCAGGUCAGGCGGGGAGUGCGAGCGCGUGCUGCCUGCGCCACUUGGGCUAGGUCAGGAGCGGCUGCCUGAGGCCCAGAGGAAGUGUGUAGACAGCGUGGCCUUCCUGGCCGGUGAGUCGGCCCCGGGUCGUGGCCGGUGAGGGGACCCCGGUCUUCACCUGGGCCGCCGCGGUCAGUGACAGGUGCGCCGAGGAGCGCCGUGCUCCGCCCGCUCGCCGACCCGCCCCCUCCGGGCCUCGCCCUCCUGGGCUCGGGAUGAACCGCGGGCCCCAGCUGAGCUGCUCCAGCUCCGGGCGCCUGUCGUUGCUUCUGCGGUGGCAGCCAAACAGCGGCCGCCGCCCCUGAGGGAAGGAGGGAGGGAAGCGGCCGCUGACCCGGGGCAUGAGCUGGACGCGGUGUCCGUUGCAGGACUAGGGCGCCGACAUGAAUUUGCACCAGGUGCUAACCGGGGCUGUGAACCCUGGCGACCACUGUUUCUCCGUGGGCAGCAUUGGCGACCAGCGCUUCACGGCUUAUGCAUCUGGAUGUGACAUUGUAAUACUGGGAAGUGAUUUUGAAAGAUUACAGAUAAUCCCAGGAGCUAAACAUGGAAAUAUUCAAGUGGGAUGUGUAGACUGUUCAAUGCAACAAGGCAAGAUUGCGGCAUCUUAUGGAAACGUUAUCUCCAUUUUUGAACCAGUUAACCUGCCGAAACAAAAGAAAAAUUUGGAAUUAUAUAGUCAGUGGCAGAAAAGUGGCCAAUUUUUUUUGGAAUCAAUAGCACACAAUAUAACUUGGGAUCCCACAGGCAGUCGUCUUUUAACUGGUUCCAGCUAUUUGCAACUCUGGUCUAAUACUAACUUGGAGAAGCCAACUGAAGAUGAAAAUUUAAACAAAACUGAUCUUAACUUUGGGGAUUGGAGAUGCAUUUGGCAUUGCAAAACUGCUUCCCAAGUUCAUUUAAUGAAAUUUUCACCAGAUGGAGAAUUUUUUGCAACUGCUGGGAAGGAUGACUGUCUUUUGAAGGUAUGGUAUAAUGUAGAAAACUGGCGGACAGCUGUUACUUCUCCAGAUAGAAGUUCAGAAAAACAAUCCCAAGGAGAAAUUGACUUUUCUUUUGUAUAUCUGGCCCAUCCUCGAGCCGUAAAUGGAUUUUCCUGGCGUAAAACAAGCAAAUAUAUGCCUAGGGCUUCUGUAUGUAAUGUACUGUUGACUUGCUGCAAAGAUAAUGUGUGUCGUCUUUGGGUAGAGACAUUUUUACCAAAUGAUUGUUUGCUAUAUGGAGGUGACUACAACCAUUGGACUGAAUCAAUUAAUUUAACAAAUAACUUCAAGAGAAAUGCUUCUGGUAAAGAACGAGUUCAAAAUGCUUUAGAAGUAAAUCUGAGACAUUUUCGUAGAGGUCGGAGGAGAUCACUUGCACUUGUAGCACAUACCGGAUAUCUGCCACAUCAGCAGGAUCCUCAUCAUGUUCACAGGAACACUCCACUGCAUGCCAAUGCACUUUGCCACUUUCAUAUUGCAGCCAGCAUCAACCCAGCCACAGACAUUCCACUUCUUCCAUCUAUUACAUCUCUGAGUCCAAAUGAAAAUGAAGAGAAGACUGGACCUUUUGUUGUACACUGGCUAAACAAUAAAGAACUGCAUUUUACUUUGUCCAUGGAAGUUUUUUUACAGCAACUUAGAAAAAGUUUUGAGCAACCAUCUUCUGAGGCCAGUGCAGAAGAUUCUAAUCAGGCAGAUGUAAAAUCCGAUGAAGAAAUGGAUGAUGGUGUUGAUGAUCUGAAAAUAAAUCCUGAAAAGAAGGAAUUAGGCUGUGAUAAAACGGUACCAAACUCAAGUUUUACAUCGUUAUCGUCAGCUGCCAUUGACCAUCAGAUUGAAGUACUUCUGUCUGAAUGGAGUAAAAAUGCAGAUAUGCUAUUUAGUAUUCAUCCCAUGGAUGGUUCUUUGCUAGUUUGGCAUGUGGAUUGGCUGGAUGAAUACCAGCCUGGUAUGUUUCGCCAAGUACAGGUGUCCUUUGUUUCCAGAAUUCCAGUAGCUUUCCCUACAGGUGAUGCAAACUCUCUCUGUAAAAGCAUAAUGAUGUAUGCUUGUACCAAGAAUGUUGACUUGGCUAUUCAGCAAGGGAAACAAAAACCUUCUGGUCUCACCCGUUCUACAUCAAUGCUUAUUUCUUCUGGUCACAAUAAAUCAUCUAAUAGUUUAAAAUUAAGUAUUUUUACCCCUAAUGUUAUGAUGAUUUCAAAACACGCCGAUGGUUCUCUGAAUCAGUGGCUGGUCAGUUUUGCUGAGGAAUCUGCUUUUUCUACUGUUCUCAGUAUUUCCCACAAAUCCAGAUAUUGUGGUCAUCGUUUUCAUCUUAAUGAUUUAGCUUGCCACUCAGUGUUACCAUUAUUGCUAACAACUUCACACCAUAAUGCAUUAAGGACACCGGAUGUUGAUAACCCAAAGCAACCUUUUGAUGCUUUAAACACUGAAGACUGCUCUUUGACACAACAAAAUAAAAGCACUGUUGACAUGGCAUUUCAGGAUCCCAAUGCAGUUUACAGUGAGCUUAUUCUUUGGAGGGUUGACCCAGUUGGGCCAUUGUCUUUUUCGGGAGGAGUUUCUGAGCUUGCCCGGAUUAAUUCUCUUCAUGUUUCUGCCUUUUCCAAUGUGGCAUGGCUACCCACUCUUAUACCCAGUUAUUGUCUUGGUGCAUACUGCAACUCUCCUAGUGCAUGCUUUGUAGCCAGUGAUGGACAAUAUCUGAGAUUAUAUGAAGCAGUUAUUGAUGCUAAGAAACUUUUAUCUGAGCUUUCUAACCCUGAAAUUUCUAAAUAUGUUGGUGAAGUCUUUGACAUCGUCAGUCAACAAUCAACAGCCAGGCCAGGAUGCAUUAUUGCAUUAGAUCCUAUUACCAAACUUCAUGGCAGAAAAACCCAACUGCUUCAUGUUUUUCAAGAAGACUUCAUUUUGAAUAACCUUGAGAAGAAAAGUCUUGGUAAAGAUAGCAUUUUAUCUAAUGCAGGCAGCUCACCUAAUGGAUUUUCUGAGAAGUUCUACCUAAUUGUAAUAGAGUGCACUCAAGACAACCGUUCAUUAUUACACAUGUGGAAUUUACAUCUAAAGUCAAUUCCUGUCUCAUUGGAAGAAAAAGUAGAUACAAAAUUAUCUGAAGCAGUUUGGCAGCCAGAAGAACAUUAUUCUUCUUCUCCAGAGAAGAUCCCAUCUCCAUUUUCACAAAAGUAUGAGGCUUGCAGAGCAAAUCUCCAGAGUACAAGCAAGUUGACUCUGUUUUCAGAAAUGGUUUAUAGCCAAGAAUUGCAUUUGCCAGAAGGAGUUGAGAUAAUAAGUAUUAAGCCAUCAGCAGGACAUCUAAGUUCAUCUUCUAUAUAUCCUGCAUGCAGUGCUCCUUAUUUAUUGGCAACUUCAUGUUCAGAUGAGAAAGUAAGAUUCUGGAGAUGCAGAGUAACAGAUGGAGAAUCUGCUACAUCAAAGAAUGGAAAAAUUGAUCUUGCAUACAUUUGGGAAGAAUGGCCAUUACUUAUUGAAGAUGGACUUCAGAGCAAUAGUAGUAUAACUGUACCUGGUAGACCUGUAGAAGUUAGCUGUGCGCAUACAAAUCGUUUAGCAGUAGCUUAUAAGCAGCCUGCAUCUAAUAGUAGAUCUUCCCAGGACUUUGUGAUGCAUGUAAGUAUUUUUGAAUGUGAGUCAACAGGAGGUUCAUGUUGGGUCCUUGAACAGACAAUUCAUUUAGAUGAGUUAAGCACAGUAUUGGAUUCUGGCAUUAGUGUUGAUAGUAAUUUAGUGGCCUAUAAUAAACAAGAAAUGUAUUUAUUUAAUAAAGAGAAUAUCACGUCAAACACAAAGCAUUUAGUUCACUUAGAUUGGAUGUCUAGAGAAGAUGGUUCUCAUAUCCUGACUGUAGGAAUUGGAUCAAAACUUUUUAUGUAUGGACCCCUGGCUGGCAAAGUACAAGAACAGACUGGUAAGGAAAGCCUCGCAUUUCCCCUCUGGGAGAGUACUAAAGUUGUGCCCCUUUCUAAAUUUGUACUGUUACGAAGUGUGGACUUGGUUUCUUCUGUAGAUGGCUCCCCACCUUUUCCUGUUUCUUUAUCGUGGGUCCGGGAUGGCAUCCUUGUGGUAGGAAUGGACUGUGAAAUGCAUGUGUAUUCCCAAUGGCAGCCAUCUUCUAAACAAGAACCUGUUAUAACAGAUUCAUACAGUGGGAGUACUCCAUCUAUAACAAGUUUAAUAAAACAGAGUAACUCCAGUUCUGGGUUACAUCCUCCAAAGAAAACUCUGACUCGAUCCAUGACCAGCCUUGCACAGAAAAUCUGUGGAAAGAAAACUGCAUUCGAUCCUUCUGUGGAUAUGGAAGAUUCAGGUCUUUUUGAAGCAGCUCAUGUACUUUCCCCGACUCUACCUCAGUAUCAUCCCUUGCAGCUUUUGGAACUCAUGGAUCUUGGUAAAGUUCGGAGAGCCAAGGCCAUCUUGUCACAUCUUGUUAAGUGCAUUGCUGGGGAAGUUGUGGCUCUGAAUGAAGCUGAAUCUAAUCAUGAACGCCGCCUUCGGUCUCUCACAAUCAGUGCUAGUGGAAGCACUACCAGAGACCCCCAGGCAUUCAACAAGGCCGAAAAUACAGAUUACACAGAAAUAGAUUCUGUUCCUCCACUUCCUUUAUAUGCAUUACUUGCGGCGGAUGAUGAUAGCUGUUACUCAUCUUUGGAGAAAUCUAGUAAUGAGAGUACCUUAAGUAAAUCAAACCAGUUGUCAAAAGAAAGUUAUGAUGAGCUUUUUCAGACCCCACCUCUAAUGACUGAUAUUCAUAUGUUAGAGACAGAUGAAGAAAAUACAAAGCCUAGAGUUAUCGACCUUUCACAAUACAGUCCAACUUACUUUGGACCUGAGCAUGCUCAGGUUCUUUCUGGCCACUUACUUCAUUCUAGUUUACCAGGGCUCAGCCGGAUGGAGCAGAUGUCUUUGAUGGCCUUAGCAGAUACAAUUGCAACUACAAGCACUGAUAUUGGAGAAAGCAGAGACAGAAGCCAAGGUGGAGAAACUCUUGAUGAAUGUGGGUUAAAAUUUCUUUUGGCUGUUCGACUCCAUACCUUUCUUAUAACUUCCCUUCCAGCCUAUCGAGCUCAGCUUCUUCACCAAGGCCUUUCUACAAGUCAUUUUGCUUGGGCAUUUCACUCAGUAGCAGAGGAAGAACUGCUGAACAUGUUGCCAGCCAUGCAGAAAGAUGAUCCCACUUGGUCUGAACUAAGAGCUAUGGGUGUGGGGUGGUGGGUCCGGAAUACCCGCAUCUUACGCAAAUGCAUGGAAAAAGUAGCUAAAGCAGCCUUUUAUAGAAAGAAUGAUCCUUUAGAUGCUGCCAUUUUUUACCUUGCAAUGAAAAAGAAAGCUGUGAUUUGGGGAUUAUAUAGAGCUGAAAAAAACACCAAGAUGACACAGUUUUUUGGACACAAUUUUGAGGAUGAAAGAUGGCGUAAAGCAGCUUUAAAGAAUGCUUUUUCUUUGCUAGGCAAACAAAGAUUUGAACAUUCUGCAGCGUUUUUUCUUUUAGCUGGCUGCCUCAGAGAUGCAGUUGAGGUAUGUCUUGAGAAAUUGAAUGACCUUCAGUUGGCUCUUGUAAUAGCAAGACUCUAUGAGUGUGAAUUUGAUACAGCUGCAACAUAUAAAUCUAUUUUACGUAAAAAAGUUUUGGGAAUUGAUUCUCCUGCCAAUGAACUUUGUUCCUUGAACAUAAAUAUGCAUCAUGAUCCUUUUCUUCGGAGCAUGGCAUAUUGGAUUUUGGAAGAUUAUAGUGGUGCUCUGGAAACAUUAAUCAAGCAACCUAUCAGAGAGUGUGAUGAUCAACUUAUGUCAGCCUGUAGUCCUGCGGUUUUUAAUUUCUACAAUUACCUAAGAACACAUCCUCUUUUGCUGAGACGUCAUUUUGGAUCAUCUGAUACAUUUUCCACACAUAUGAGUCUAACAGGAAAAAGUGGACUGGCAGGAACAAUUAAUUUAAGUGAAAGACGAUUAUUUUUUACUACUGCCAGUGCUCAUUUAAAAGCUGGCUGCCCAAUGUUGGCUUUGGAAGUAUUAUCAAAGAUGCCUAAAGUCAUCAAGAAAACAAGACCUUUUUGUAGAGCUUCUAGUUUUCUGGAUACUAGUAAAGCCUGUUCUCCUUCUUCUCCAUUAAACUGGGAUGCAAGGGAAGAUAAGUCUUCUGCUAUUGAUUGGUCACAGUCACUGAUGAAUGGUUUUGGAUCUUCUUCAGAGGGUUCCUCAGAGAAGCAAUCAAACUCCACUCUUUCUUUUGACUGGAGCCAACCAGGUGUUGUGUUUCAGGAUGACUCUUUAGAGUUAAAAUGGGACAGUGAUAAUGAUGAAGAAAAUGAGGAUGUCCCUAUUUCAAUGAAAGAAAUAAAAUCUUUACAGAGAAAAACAGAUAAAAAAAUAGAUGAAAUCAGUUCUAAUUACACAGAAUCUUUCAGCACACUAGAUGGAAAUGACCUCUUAAAUCCAUCAGAAGAUAUAAUUGCAGUUCAAUUAAAAUUUAGAGCAUGUUUAAAGAUUCUCACAGUAGAACUUCGUACUUUAUCUACCGGCUAUGAAAUAGAUGGUGGAAAAUUGCGUUACCAGCUCUACCACUGGCUUGAAAAAGAGGUGAUAGCUCUUCAGAGGACUUGUGACUUUUGCCCAGAUGCUGAAGAACUACAGUCUGCAUUUGGCAAAAAUGAAGAUGAAUUUGGAUUAAAUGAGGAUGCUGAAGAUUUGCCUCACCAAACAAAAGUGAAACAACUGAGAGAAAAUUUUCAGGAAAAAAGACAGUGGCUCUUGAAAUAUCAGUCACUUUUGAGAAUGUUUCUUAGUUACUGCAUACUUCAUGGAUCUCAUGGUGGGGGUCUUGCAUCUGUGAGAAUGGAAUUGAUUUUGCUUUUGCAAGAAUCUCAGCAGGAAACGGCAGAACCGCUAUUUUCUAGCCCUCUGUCAGAGCAAACCUCAGUGCCUCUCCUCUUUGCUUGUACAGCCAGUGCCAAAACAGUAGUUGCCAAUCCAUUAUUGCACCUUAGUAAUCUAACACAUGAUAUUCUCCAUGCCAUAAUAAACUUUGAUUCACCACCCCACCCUGAUAUCCAGAGCAAUAAAGUAUAUGUAAUGCAUACUUUAGCAGCCUCGCUUUCUGCUUGUAUUUAUCAGUGCCUUUGUGGUAGUCAUAACUACAGUUCAUGUCAAACGAAUCAGUUUACUGGAAUGGUAUAUCAGACAGUACUGCUUCCUCAUCGACAUUCUUUGAAAACAGGAAGCUUAGAUGAAGCAAUAACUCCCAAUACAUCACCAGCUCAAUGGCCAGGAAUAACUUGUCUAAUUCGACUUUUGAAUUCUUCUGGCGAGGAAGCCCAAUCAGGGCUUACAGUCUUACUCUGCGAAAUUCUCACAGCAGUGUAUCUUAGUCUCUUCAUCCAUGGCCUGGCCACACAUUCAAGUAAUGAACUAUUUAGGAUUGUGGCCCAUCCUCUAAAUGAAAAAAUGUGGUCUGCUGUAUUUGGUGGAGGUGCAAAUGUUCCUAGCAAAGAACGGACACAUUCAAAAGCUUUACCUGGAAGGCACUUUGCUAUGCCUAGUCCCCACCAGGUAGUGGUAUUCUCCAUGGAAUGUGUGGGCUUUUCCAAAGCUCUUUCAGCCAUCAGUUCUCAUAGCCCUCCCAGUCUUGCAGUUUCUUCACUGGUUGAAGAAGGAGAAAAACAGAACAAAUGUUUUAGGUCAUCAAAAAUGCCUUACAGAGAAUCGGCCUCACUGACCCCUUCAUCACCACCAGUAAGCCAGGAGUCACUGGCAGUUAAAGAAAAGUUCAUCCCACCCGAGCUCAGUAUCUGGGACUAUUUCAUAGCUAAGCCUUUUCUACCGCCUUCUCAAAGUAGAGCAGAAUAUGAUUCAGAGGAGAGUCUGGAAAGUGAUGAUGAUGAUGAUGAUGAUGUUUUAGCAUCAGAUUUCCAUCUCCAGGAGCAUUCUAAUUCAAAUUCAUAUAGUUGGUCCUUGAUGCGAUUGGCAAUGGUGCAGUUGGUGCUCAACAAUUUGAAGACUUUUUAUCCCUUUGCAGGUCACGAUCUUGCAGAGCUUCCAGUCAGUUCACCUCUUUGUCAUGCGGUUCUAAAAACUCUUCAGUGUUGGGAACAAGUUCUUCUCCGACGACUUGAAAUCCAUGGUGGGCCACCUCAAAAUUAUAUCUCAAGUCAUAUCUCUGAAGAGAAUUUGUCUGCAGGUCCUGCAAUUCUCCGCCACAAAGCUUUACUGGAACCUACAAACACUCCUUUCAAAUCCAGACACCAUCUGGCACUGUCUGUGAAGAGGCUUUGGCAGUACUUGGUGAAGCAGGAAGAAAUUCAGGAAACCUUUAUCAAAAAUAUAUUCACAAAGAAACGGUGUCUAAAUGAGUCAUUAGAGGACAACAGUGAAAUCAUCAAAAAUUCUAUGAUGGAGGAGCCAAACAUCAAUAAGAUAGAAGCAGAUUUGGGAUAUCCUGGAGGUAAAGCAAGAAUUAUUCAUAAGGAAUCUGAUAUCAUUACUGCCUUUGCUGUUAAUAAGGCAAAUAGAAACUGCAUAGCAAUCGCUUCCAGUCAUGAUGUUCAAGAAUUGGACGUUUCUGGAAUUCUAGCCACACAGAUCUACACUUGGGUAGAUGAUGAUAUAGAAAUGGAAACCAAAGGAUCAGAAGAUUUCUUGGUUAUACAUGCUCGUGAUGAUUUAACAGCUGUUCAAGGUACAACUCCAUAUACACAUAGCAAUCCUGGCACUCCAAUCAACAUGCCAUGGCUUGGUAGUACACAGACUGGCAGAGGAGCAUCUGUGAUGAUUAAGAAAGCCAUUAAUAAUGUUAGAAGAAUGACUUCUCAUCCAACUCUUCCUUACUUAAUCUUCCUAGGAAUCUCAAAAGUUUCUCUUCCUUCAACCAAGAACUUAAUUAAUGGGGAAUUUAUUGGAGGUAUUGAUUCUGGUGGGUUGGAAUCAAACCUCACAUUGGUGUGUGAGUAUUCCAGUUUUUUUAAUAUGAUUUUUUAAAGUUAUGCCAUUUGUCAAGUUGUCCUACCACACAGUAACAAGAAUAGUGCAUGUUAAUUAAUAGGUAUUCAUGUUCCCCCAGUUUAAUAGCCUAAUUAAAACUUUAGAAACUUUUCUCUUGGGAGAUAUUCUGAUAAAAUGCAGUUAACAAAAUCAGUAUUUUUUUCUGCUUCAUUUAUCAUAAAUGCUCUAAGAAUCUAUUAUCAAAAUUGUAUACCCUAUACAAAAAAGGCUCAAGAGAACCAUUUAUUUAAAAUGAAAAGAAUAACAUCUGUUACUUACACUAGAGGUAUAAAAUAACAUAAAAAUUUGUUUUCACUACAUCAAAUUUAUUCAUCACUAGAAGUAUUUUUUACCCACAAGUUUAAUGUGAAGUGAGAACUAAAAUACACCCAAAAAGCCUAUAGAAAAAGUACAUAGAAUUAGGUCUGUAAGACUCCUAAGCAGAGGAGCUUCUGUCCCCUUGGACUUGGGUGUACUACAAACCUGGCACAUGGAUGUGUUCACCACCCAAGAAACUCAUCAAAUCUCCUUAUUCAAGAGUUUUUAUAGAACUUAAUCUCCAUCUCCCCUCCCCACCCUUUUCUGCAGGUUGGCAAGUGGGACCAAAGGUUCCAAUCCUUUAGGCUAUAAAUGGGACCCCCUUUAAGUCACUAUAUUAACAUAAAUUCAGGUUCUCUUCCAAGGGUUUUAGUAGCUGUAUGCCAGGAUCCAGGGAUAGAGACCAAAUCUAUAUUGUAUGUCAUACUGGGUCAUUUUUUUCCCCCUUCCAAAAUGUUUAAUGUGUUUUCCCUUUUUAAUAAAUACAUGUUGAAAUCAUAUUACAUGAUAGGUUCUAUGUAAGCCUAGCUGAGUAAGUGAAGUUGGCUCUGCUGCAACAUUAAUAAGGAAUCUCAGAUAAGACUUUUAAAAACUUCUUGAGGCUCAGAAGCCAAGCCAAGGACUUGCCAUCUGAUUUCACCUGCAAUCCUAUAGAUUUGGGUUAAUUCCUCUCUUCGUGAGGUCCUCAGAAAAUCCUGGGGUUUCUGUGUCUGCUGCGAAACGAUAGUCCUUACUCUUCUCUAAGGCAACCAUAUAAAGGAUUAUAUAUGUACAGUACCAGGCCUUAUUUGCUCUGUAAAGUCAGCUUUUCAUUCCUUAAAACUGUCUGGGUCAUAUCUGUUUCUGUGCAUAGUCUCCAAUAUGAUACACAAGUCAAAGCCUUGGUAUUAUGAAUGAUGUUUCCAAUUAUGUCCUGCUGUAAGAAGGACACGUUCUUUUUACUUUUACUCCUGGUUGUAAAGAACAGAUUCUUAUUGAACUUAUGCAAAUGAAAAUAAGAAUACUCACUAAUAGCUUUUGAAUUCAGGAGAGAUCAGGUAGGGAAAAAAAGUUAAUUCUUUUAUCUUAGUUCACAAAGGCAUACUGUACUUGGAGUAAGCUAUUGAAUAGCUUAAGAGAAAAGAAAAAUGUUUUCUUAAAUCUGGAAAACAAAAUAUUAAAGAACUAGCAAUGUUUCAAAACCAUAAUUCCUAAAAAACACCAUAAUUUUUCUUCAAUAAGUUAUUCAGCCUCAGAUACUUAAUUCUUGUUUGGCUUGACCUUGGUUAGCAGUUUAACGAAUUAUAGGUUUUCUCCGUUAGAGUUCUGCAAGUUCUUACAGUGUCCAAUGAUAGGAUCUAAACAUUAUGAGAAACUGGUGCCUUUCCGAGUCUUUUCCAUGAAGCUCCUUCAAGACAGCACUUUAGGAUUAUAGUUACUUGCAAAUACUUUCAGAAAAAGAUCAGAUGAAACAAUAACCAUCUGUCAGUAACAAAAGACUUAACAUGGCCACGGCUAAAGAUCUGCUGUGAAUUCAUUAUCAUAAUGACACAAUUGACAAGUAAAUUUUAUUGCUUCUGUGGCAUACAGUAGUUUAACAAAAUAACUGGAAGUAUGGCUGGUAACAUUAUACCAGAUUUUUAGGAACUUCAUACAGUUUCUAGGAUACUUAUCUCAUAACAUACAUCCAUACAAAUAUAAGAAGGUAUCACCUUUAUUUGACAAUACUUCCCAUGCAAUUUAACAUAUCAAUUAAGCCUAAUUAGUUUAACAAAGCCUACUUGUUUUAACAUUCUUCUUUGUUGAGAGAGAGAGAAGAAAUUUUUUUUAGGUAUUCCAGGGGCCCUUUGGAAACUCCCAAAGUUAGAGUGAGGUCAAAAGUACUUUAUUUAUAAUGUAUUUGCUGGAAAUUUGUCAGAAAUACCAAACGGUUUAAAACACUUGAUUAUAAUAAGGUUACUGUGGAAAAAUAUUUAACCAGUGAUAAUUAAGACUUCAAAGGAAAAUACAGAAAGUUACAUCGUUGUAGAAAAAACUUUAGCUAUUUUAAUAUAGAGAAGACUCAGUUUUCUUAGGUAAUCAAUACCCAGAAAGACAUGAAUAUAGGAAAUUAUCUUGAAAAAUCUGGAUUUUGUAGUAAGAUUGCUUACAAGGUAAAGGAAAACCUUUCACAAUCUCUUGUCAAGAGAAAACCAAUAAUCCAGUAAAACUUUGCACCAAUUUACUUCUGAUAGUAAGACUCACCAUUCUUUUAAUAGCAUAUAUAAAUACACAGAUAUUAGCCAGCCUGACCUUACAUAAAAUUAUUUUGCUAAAUUUCCCUCACACAAACCUUCUAUAGCUUUCUUGCAAAUAUCUAUGCAUAUUUUGUUCUGUACUCUUCCUCUUUCCCAAUAUGGAACAGUCUGCUUUAGGACAAAAAUUUUUCUUUUUCCUAUAAGAAAAUCAUCCUUCGUUCCUCAUAGCUUCCUAUUUCAAAAACAUCUUAUACUUUCCUGACAUACAAAAUUAUGUAUCUAUUUUCAGUAGUUUUAAUUACAUAUUUUGAUUAGAAUUCUUAACUGUUAACGAUGUUAGUUUCUUGUGAAAACUAGGUAAUAAGCAGUUGUGCACUGUCAGUCACGCAGCAUUCUGUAGACUAGCAAAUCUAUACUCUUUCAUAAUUCACAGAAGCAUGUUCUUUUUCAUAGUGUAGUUUUUCUUUUUUUGAGACAGAAUUUUGCUAUCACCCAGGCUAGAGUGCAAUAGUGCGACCUCAGCUCACUGCAGCCUCCUUCUCCCAGGUUCAAGUGAUUCU